Molecule: messenger RNA, 6627 nt
Organism: Drosophila guanche
Lineage: Eukaryota; Metazoa; Arthropoda; Insecta; Diptera; Drosophilidae
Gene: Abl
Product: tyrosine-protein kinase Abl
Exons: 9
Coding region: 764-6193 (1809 amino acids)
Biological process (GO): protein phosphorylation
Molecular function (GO): protein binding; ATP binding; non-membrane spanning protein tyrosine kinase activity
Source: RefSeq, a predicted model, not a curated record
GCGAUUAAAUACCAAAAAAAAAGAAAAUGUUUAGAUAUAGAUAAAACAGUGAAAAGUUCGGUUGUUGCUGCUCCAGCUAUAAUAUGGUAAAUUCGAUCGGCGCGAUAUAAACAAGCCGUGUGAAAAGUGGGCGAGCAAGCUACAGGCGGCGGCACCAAAGACAAAAGUGCAGUUUUAGGGCGUGUUUGUGGCCCCCCCAGUACUCGCUCCCGGUACCAACCAUCCACCCGCAGCAGAGCAGUCUGCGGCUCAGCGGAGAUGCAAAAAGUUAAAGCUCCAGCAAACAUGCAACAAAUUAUGCAUCUGCUGCUGCACCUUGCCUAACAAAACGAAAGUGGGAGAGAGAGCGAGAGAAAAGGUUGGCGUAACAUUUCGCAAACUUCCUUCCUUUCGUCGUAUGUCUCCAAUUUUUUUGUCUACUCCAAAUUGCCAAGUGAAGUAGAAAACGCAGAAAGAGCAGAGAAGAGAGUGGAGAAAGAAAAUGCGCGAGUGUGUGUGUGUGUGGAAGCAGCAGAGAGCGAAAAAUGAAAUGAAAUAAAAUAAAUUCAAGAAAAUCCAAAGCAAACGCAAAUAAUUGAUCGCAAGUGUUGGCUGAAGUCAAGCGGAGAGAAAGAAAAAAUCACAGUAUAUCUCCCGAAGGCGGAGCGGAGCAAAAAGAGUGUACAAAUUGUUUAUUGCUGCGCAAGAGCGAUAGCAACGACCCACAACCCACCACCCAGCCACAGCAGCAGCAGCAGCUCCCAGCUCCACCUCCACUCCUGAAAUGGGUGCUCAGCAGGGAAAGGAGCGCGGCUCGCACUCGAGCGGUGGGGGCGGUGGUGGAGUCCCAGUAAGUUGCAUUGGCGUUUCCAGCAGCAGCAGUCCCGUGGCCUCCGUUUCCCCCCAUUGCAUCAGUGCUGGCAACAGCAGCAGUGGUGGCGGCGGCGGUCCACUAGGGGCGGGCUCCACACUGCGUGGUUCGCGCAUCAAAUCGUCGACGGGUCAUGGUCAUGGCAGUGGCGGUGGGAGCAGCGGAGUCGGUGGCAGCAGCAGCGGCGGCGGCGUCUCUGGAGGAUUAUCACAGCGCAGCAAUGCCCACAAGGAUGCGAGGUGUAAUCCCUCCGUGGGACUCAACAUAUUCACCGAACAUAACGGUGGUACGAAGCACAGCUCUUUUCGCGGCCAUCCAGGCAAAUAUCACAUGAAUUUAGAAGCUUUGCUGCAGUCGCGUCCAUUACCUCACAUUCCGGCUGGGAGCACGGCCGCCUCCCUGCUGGCCGAUGCAGCGGAAUUGCAGUGCAGCGACUCUGGACUGCAGUGCUCCUCCCUGGGGGGACACAGUUCGGCGACAUCGGUGUUCGAGUCAACGCAUCGCUGGACCUCCAAGGAGAAUCUGCUGGAGCCGGGGCCAGAGGAGGAUGAUCCGCAGCUGUUUGUGGCACUGUACGACUUCCAGGCGGGCGGCGAGAACCAGCUGAGCCUCAAGAAGGGCGAACAGGUGCGAAUUCUCAGCUACAACAAGUCCGGGGAGUGGUGCGAGGCGCACUCGGACUCUGGCAACGUCGGUUGGGUGCCCUCCAACUAUGUGACGCCAUUGAAUUCGCUGGAGAAGCACUCGUGGUACCACGGACCCAUCUCCCGCAAUGCCGCCGAGUAUCUCCUCAGUUCGGGCAUCAACGGCAGCUUCCUGGUGCGCGAGAGCGAGAGUUCGCCGGGCCAAAGGAGCAUCAGUCUGAGGUAUGAGGGUCGCGUCUAUCACUAUCGCAUCUCGGAGGAUCCCGAUGGCAAGGUGUUCGUCACGCAGGAGGCGAAAUUCAACACGCUGGCGGAGCUGGUGCAUCAUCACAGCGUGCCCCAUGAGGGGCAUGGCCUGAUUACGCCCCUGCUCUAUCCGGCGCCGAAGCAGAACAAGCCCACGGUCUUCCCGUUGAGUCCGGAGCCGGAUGAGUGGGAGAUUUGUCGCACGGACAUCAUGAUGAAGCACAAGCUCGGCGGCGGCCAGUAUGGCGAGGUGUACGAGGCCGUGUGGAAGCGCUACGGCAACACGGUGGCCGUCAAGACCCUCAAGGAGGACACCAUGGCCCUCAAGGACUUCCUCGAAGAGGCGGCCAUCAUGAAGGAGAUGAAGCAUCCGAAUCUCGUGCAGCUCAUCGGCGUGUGCACGCGGGAGCCUCCGUUCUACAUCAUCACCGAGUUCAUGUCGCACGGCAAUCUGUUGGACUUUCUGCGCUCCGCUGGCCGCGAGACUCUCGACGCUGUGGCUCUGCUCUAUAUGGCCACGCAGAUAGCGUCGGGAAUGAGCUACCUGGAGUCGCGGAACUACAUCCAUCGCGAUCUGGCGGCCAGAAACUGCCUCGUGGGCGACAACAAGCUGGUGAAGGUGGCGGACUUUGGGCUGGCGCGACUGAUGCGCGACGACACGUACACGGCGCAUGCGGGCGCCAAGUUCCCGAUCAAGUGGACGGCGCCCGAGGGACUGGCGUACAACAAGUUCAGCACCAAGUCGGAUGUGUGGGCCUUCGGGGUGCUGCUGUGGGAGAUAGCCACGUACGGGAUGUCCCCCUACCCGGGCAUCGAUCUGACCGAUGUGUAUCACAAGCUAGAGAAGGGCUAUCGCAUGGAGCGGCCGCCCGGCUGUCCGCCCGAGGUGUACGAUCUGAUGCGCCAGUGCUGGCAGUGGGAUGCCGCCGAUCGGCCCACAUUCAAGAGCAUACACCAUGCGCUGGAGCAUAUGUUUCAGGAAUCGUCCAUCACCGAAGCGGUCGAGAAACAGCUAAACGCCAGCAGCAGCAGCAGCUCCCACAACAAUCCCAGCAGCAGCAGCGGCGGCGGCAACACCACCACAUCGGGCAUCGGUAUCAGUGGCACGCAGUCGGCCGCCAGCGGUGCCUCCUCAUCGGCCUCGCUCAGCCUCACCCCACAAAUGGGAAAGAAGGGUCUGCCAGCGGCCUCCUCCCAGUGCCAGUCGUCGUCUUCCCUAACGCCAAAUGCCCAUCAGCAGCAGCAGCAGCAGCACGAUCCGCAGCAGCAGCUGGCCAGUACACCCAUGUCAGAAACCGGCUCCACUUCCACAAAGCUAAGCACCUUCUCCAGCCAGGGCAAGGGCAAUGUACAGAUGCGACGCACCACCAAUAAGCAGGGAAAACAGGCACCAGCACCACCCAAGAGAACCAGUCUGCUGUCGAGCAGUCGCGACUCGACAUAUCGCGAGGAGGAUCCAAUUAGCGCAACCAAUCAGCGGUGCAACUUCAUUGAUGACCUCAAUACGAAUGGUAUAACAAAUACGAGCACCAAAUCAGUGCAUAGAAAUUGCAGCUAUUUCAGCCAGACCCUCAGUAGAAAUUUCAAAACCCAAAUUCCAACACCCCACCAACAACAACAACAACAACAACAGCAAUACACACCACAACAUCAACAACAACAACCAAUACGUACAGCACACGUACAGCUGCCAGUGACAGUGAUAGUGCCACUGCCACAACAGAAACAACAACAACAGUAUUCCAUUAAGAAAUCGUCCUCCUGCAGUAGUUUCCUUUACGACAUCCUAUUUCGAGGUCUGGCGCGGGACAUUAGCAGCCUCACGCAACGCUACGACUCGGAAACGGAUCCGGCAGCAGAUCCCGACACGGAUGCCACUGGGGACAGUCUGGAGCCGUCGCAGGCCGUCACGCCGAACAAGAUGCAGCACUCGCUGCAUGGCGGCAUCGGCAUUGGACCCAGGUCCUCGCAGCAGCACAGCUCCUUCAAGCGGCCGACGCCGGUGAUGGGCAACCGGGGCCUGGAGACGCGUCAGAGCAAGCGUUCCCAGCACCAUCCUUUGGUGGGCCCCCCGGCAGCACCCAGGGAUCAAAUGCAGCAGCAGCCACUGCUCAAUGGCAGCCCUGCACUGGCCGCUCAUCCCAUCACUGUGGGCGCUCUGGAGGUGAUGAAUGUGAAGCGCGUGGUGAAUCGAUACGGCACCCUGCCGAAGGGCGCACGGAUUGGGGCAUUCCUCGACAGCCUCGAGGACAGUGGAGGCGAGGCCAGUCCCUCGCCAACGCCCUCGCCUGCGGCCAACGGGCAUGCCACUCCGCCGGCCAGGAUCAAUGCCAGUCCCAAGGCGCCAUCGCCGGCCAGCCUGGCCACUCCGCCGCCCCAGCAGAUGAUCCGAAGCAACUCCUCCGGGGGCGUGACCAUGCAGAACAAUGCGGCGGCCAGCCUCAACAAGCUGCAGCGCCACCGCACCACCACCGAGGGCACUAUGAUGACGUUCUCCUCGUUCCGUGCCGCUGGCUGCAGCAGUUCACCGAAGAGAAGUGGCGUGCCCCAGCUGCCAGUUCCCCAACCGGCUCUGGCCAAUCUGGAGUUUCCGCCACCGCCGCUGGACCUGCCGCCGCCACCCGAGGAGUUCGAGCCGGGUCCUCCGCCGCCGCCGCCAGCGCCCGAGAGUGCCGUCCAGGCCAUCCAGCAGCAUCUGCAUGCCCAGCACUCGAACAACAACGUCUGCAACGCCAGCAGCAUCGGCAACAGCAACAGCAACAACAACAACAACGACAGCAGCACCCACGAUGUGAGCAACACUGCCCCGAGCGUCGAGGAAGCCAGCUCUCGGUUCGGAGUCUCGCUGCGAAAGCGGGAGCCAUCGACAGACUCGUGCAGCUCCCUGGGCACCCCGCCGGACGCUGCACCCGAGAAGAGCCUCAAUCUGAAGGAGAAACUGAUUACGGAGAUCAAGGCGGCGGGCGGCAAGGAGUCACCGGUGAGCCCACACCUGGCCAACGGAUCAGCAGUGUCAGCCAUGCCCGUGGAUCCCGUCUCCCAGCUGGUCACCGAGCUGGCCGAGAGCAUGAAUCUGCCCAAGCAAAAAAUGACAAAUGGCAAUGGCUCUGCCAUUGUAGGAGUGGGAGUGACUGUAGCUCCUUCAGCUGGAUUCAAGGCGCAGCUGAAGAAGGUGGAGCCCAAGAAGAUGACGGCGCCCAUAGCCAAGGCAGAGCCCACAUCCAAUAUCAUCAUUGACUUUAAGGCACAUCUGCGACGAGUGGACAAGGCGGAGCAGCAGGAGAAGCCGCCAGUUUGCACCACACAGCAGCAGGCGGUGGCAAAUAAUGCCAAUGGCACGGGCACUGGCACCAACACUGGCACCCUGAAUCGCAAGGAUGACAAUAAGAAGUUCUCCCACUCACAGGCCAUGCAAAAGACUGAAAUCAAAAUCGAUGUAGCCAACUCCAACGUGGAGAUGGAGACGGUAGCGGGAGCGGGCGACAGCAGCGGCGGGGAACUCGGCAAGCGACGAAGCACAGGUAGUAUUAAUAGCUUAAAGAAACUGUGGGAGCAACAGCCACAGGGCCAGGCUCAAACCCCUGACUAUGCCAGUAGUGCGAUCAUCCAGCAGUCGUCACUUAAUGGCGGCUCUUCCACAUCCACCACAUCCCAGCUAUCGCCCAAAUACGGGCUCAAAGCAUCAAUCCCCAUGGCCAAGCCAGGCAAUAGGCCACCGCCGGCUGCCCCACCACCACCGCCCCCAACCAACAGCACGACCACAACCACCACAACCACCACAGGCACAGCUACAGCUACAGCCAUUGCCAUGAGGGUGCAGCCACAGCCAAUAAAAACCUCUCAUUCCACGCAACUCUUCACAGAUGACGCCAGCGAGGAGCAGCAAGAGGGAGGACUCGGACUCGGACUCGGACUCGGACUGGGAGGCAGCCACACAGCACCAGAGAAUAUGACACAGUCGCUGUACGUCCAGAACGAGCUGCAGGGCAGCAAGCACUCGCAAUUGCAAUCGCAGCCACAGCCACAGCCACAGAAGCCCGCUGUGCCGCAUAAGCCCACCAAGCUGACCAUCUACGCGACGCCCAUAGCCAAGCUGGCGACGGAGAAUGGCGCCAGCACGGGCAACUCCACGCAGAUAUCGAGGGAGAGCAUCCUGGAGCUGGUGGGCCUGCUGGAUGGCUCACUCAAGCAUCCCGUGAACGCCAUCUCCGCAUCGCAGUGGCUACAGCUGAGCGACAAGCUCAACAUUCUGCAGAAUUCGUGCGUCAUCUUUGCCGAGAACGAGUCAAUGCCGCCGCACUCCAAGUUCCACUUCCGGGAGCUGGUGACCCGUGUGGAGUCGCAGUCGCAGCACCUGCGCUCCGCCGGCAGCAAGAACAUGCAGGACAACGAGCGCCUGCUCCUGGAGGUGGGACAGUCGCUCAAGCAGAUCUCCAAUGCGCUGAAUAGGUAAAUGAUAAGAACGGGGAUGGAUGCGCAUGCGCACGAGCAGCAGCCGGGCAUCUGGCUGGAUGCCGAGGGCAACUUUAUCAAGCGAAAGUGACACGGGACACGACACUGGAGAGAAUAGAAGAAAACAAACGAAAGAACGAACGAACGAACGAACGAACCAUCCAAAACAUCCAUCCCCAAAUCCCGGGAGCCAACAACGAGAACACUUUUGGCUCGCAACAACGAAUCGAAACUUCAAGCCCAGCGAAGAAGAGAAUAAAUUAGAGCAAGUUGAUGGACAAAAAUAAAGGACAACUACAGCAUUAGCAGUAGCAUCAGCAGCAGGAGGAGGAGGAGGAGGAGCAUCAACAGCAUCAGUAUCAACUAUAACUAAAAAGCGGAGAGGAGAGGAAUGAAACCUAUGUAGUAGUAGUAGCAGUAGCCUCUAUAACAUAU